AUGUCCAUAACGAGGCUGACACGGCCACUUAUCGAGAGUGUGGCCAAGACUGUUAAACCGUAUGGAGACGUGGUAGAGCUCGAUUUUCAGCGUAACAAUAUAGACCUACUCGAAAAUCUGCAGCCCCUUUCUCUCACGGAAUUGGCCAUACUGAACUUGUCCUACAAUAGGCUUCAGACGCUCCAGAACCUUGUGCCAAUAGCUACUCUCAAAGAGCUAAAAGUAAGCGCCAACUCCCUCGUCAGUAUUAACACAGCACUUCCCUUUCCAAGGCUUCAACUCCUCGAUUUAUCAGAAAAUAAAAUCUACCAAAUAACAGCAGAACUCCCAGAAAGCCUGUUAGAAUUGGAUCUUCGAAGCAAUCUAAUAUGUACGUUUGAAAGCGUAGCCCCUAUCUUUAAAUUACAUAACCUUACCGUAUUGGACUUACGACAAAAUCCAAUCGUCGACAAGUACAUAAGUAACGAGGCAUUCUACACAUACGUCACGAAGUUCCUUCCCAAGCUAGACACCCUGAACGGCGAGCCAAUAGCCGCCUUCCGACAAGCUGCCAUUUCUCAGAUGCAGCUCUCUAAAGCAGAAAGUAGAGUAGAUAGAUCCAAUGCUAUUUACGAUUUGACUGAAUCGCGCGUAGCUGGAGUCGUCUCUGCAAUAUCUCAGGCAUCACAGGUUGACAGUCGGUCGGAAGUGCAGGGCAGUGGACAAGCCAGGUCCCAUCAGCCAACUUCUGUACGUGCCUCUUCUGUUCAGCAGCAAGAUCCUGGCAUUAACAUUAAAAUAUAUUCAAACUAUUACGACAAAGGGGGACCUCAGUCAAACAAGGGGCAAAUUACAGACUCUCAGCGCAUGGUUAAUGAGCACGUUAUUCUAUUUCGAAGUCCGUCCAAUAGAAGGUUAUCAUACAGCCAGGUUAACCCUUCUAAUCCUCCAGAGAAAAUAGCUCGCGCCAUAUCACAAGAGCGACUGGUCACUACUGAAAGUCUUGCGACAAAUACUAUAGUCCUGCAACAAGAAGCAGGUCAGCAAGGUGUCCACCACAAAUAUAGGGCAUCGACAGACGAUUAUAACAUGGUAGCUUCCUCCAGGGCUUCUGAAGCGCAACAAAAUCGACAGGGCAUAGCUCCAAUCGCUGUCCAGAGGUCCCGAAGCUUUCGAGCAACUGGUGAAUCUACCAUUCGGGAAGUGCAGGCUACAGAGCCACUUCUUUUGCCACAUUCACACCCGACCGUUCACACUGAGGCACAAAGUUUGUCAUCUCAGAAUAAAUCUACAAUAAUGUACGAACAAGUUCCUGGAACUUAUCAGAGUACUGACACAGAUAUGAGGAGCACCCACGUUGAGAAAUCUGACACGGCACUCGUCACACAGCUACGCCGGAAGUGCAUGGAGCAAGAACUUGAGAUACAUCGGCUCAAUCUGGAGCUUAACGCAGCGUCGGAGAUCCUUGGAGAUAAGGGGGUUAUUCCUGGUCUAUUAAGUCGGGAUACUACCGUUACAAUGGCUAGUAAGCUGCGCAAUGAAGGAAAGUUAUUCAUCCCUACUAUUUCUGGGCCGAACGAAUAUGCUAAGCUUCUUUCUCAAAGUGACUUUUCAGAGAUAGCAUUACUCAAGGCACAAGUACAAUCCCUCGAGGAAAGCAUAUGUGCCUUAGAGAACGACUCUAUAGUAACCUAUCCUCAUCCAGAAGCAGAGAGACCUGGACAAAGCUCGCUUCCUAUCGCACUAUAUUCAUAUAGACGCAAGCUUUUCCACACCAUCCUCGCGGGAACACGUCAGGCUAAAGAAGCUAAGAGCAAAAUUGCUGAACUGCAAAAGACAACACUGGCACUCACAAAGCAGGUCAAGGAGAAGGAGGAGCUCGAGCAAGAAGCAGAUGCCAAGACUCGUCUCCAGAAGGUACAGCUCAAGGAUGCUGAGCUCCGCAAGGAGGCAAAGCAGAAGACAAUAGAAAUGUUGUCGACUGAGCUGAGUCAAUAUCACAGUAUGUUUGAGGUACUGUCCGAGUUACAUGCUGGGGGAGAUAACGGACUGGUUUCCUUCCUCCAGCAGAACUCCGUACUGACCGUUGUAGAAAUGGUCGAAAGAGCGCUUGAACUAAGCCGGGAGAAGAUUCAUAAUGUUGACCAGUCUGUACAGGCCAUCACGACAAUCAUUAGUCGUCAGAAACUUCGCAUCGAAGCCUUGACAGACAAGCUUGAUGAUUAUGAACAUAAGUAUUCAGCCCUUCUGUCAGAGCAUGAAGAUCUGAUGUCUCGAUAUGAUGCACUAAAAGACACCUACAAGAGCUUGCAGCUCGAGAAAAUAAAGUUAGAGGCAGACUCCCUGGAUAAUAGUGCACGGAGAAGACCUCCAUGUGCAAAUUUUGCAGUGCAGGUGAGGCCCAGAUCUGAUUUCGCUGCAGAGGUAAGUAAGCACCCUGCUACGUUAGAGGAUGUACAUACCUUGAGUGAUAGAGCAAGCGUUACAGACAUGCAGGUAGCACACGAGCUUCCACCAAGCCCAUCCGUUUAUAUUGGGCCAGGAAGAAGCGUGCAGCAACCAGAGUCAUCCCCCAAGACAAUCUCGUCCACCUCUCGUGCACCGACCAUCUCUGCAGCUAUGGUAGCAUCACAGAUCACCAGAUCAAUGAUGCAGAACUCUCAUCAGUCGGCUGGUGACUCAAUAAAAUCUCCAGCAAGGCAUUCAGCGCCCACUCAUCAAGAGCCCCUUCCUGACAGUAUAGUUUCAACCGUGGAGCUGAAUACUAAUGGGAAGCUACAGCCGCCACAGUCUGAUGAAGAUUUGUUUGACAUGAAAAUGGCAGAGAGAAAGCAGCUUGCGGCGGAGAUGAAGGAAUUACAAAGCAUGACCAUCCCAAGAAGUUCGUCCUCCAAUCGAAAACGUGCAGAAAAGAUCAUGGGGAUGUUAUCAAAGCUGGACUCGUUAAUGUAA
Messenger RNA from Giardia duodenalis, 2931 nucleotides. Its product is annotated as Leucine-rich repeat protein. The record is from RefSeq and is a predicted model, not a curated record. The transcript has a single exon. Gene Ontology annotation, molecular function: protein binding. Lineage: Eukaryota; Fornicata; Diplomonadida; Hexamitidae. The coding region runs from base 1 to 2931 and encodes 976 amino acids.